Penicillium macrosclerotiorum is the source of this 858-nucleotide messenger RNA. RefSeq names its product diphthine synthase (gene dph5). Bases 1 to 858 code for a protein of 285 amino acids. Lineage: Eukaryota; Fungi; Ascomycota; Eurotiomycetes; Eurotiales; Aspergillaceae. Gene Ontology annotation, biological process: protein histidyl modification to diphthamide. Gene Ontology annotation, molecular function: diphthine synthase activity. The transcript has 3 exons. The record is from RefSeq and is a predicted model, not a curated record.
AUGCUGCACCUUGUGGGCCUGGGUCUUGCCGAUGAAAAGGACAUCACGGUCCGCGGCCUGGAGAUCGUGAAGAAGGCCGAGCGCGUGUAUCUGGAGGCAUAUACGGCCAUUCUGCUGGUGGACAAGGCCAAGCUUGAAGCUUUUUAUGGCCGUGAGGUAAUCGAAGCAGACCGCGAGCUCGUCGAGAGCGGCAGCGAUGAUAUCCUCGCCGGCGCCGACAAGGCCGACAUCGCCUUCCUGGUUGUAGGCGAUCCCUUCGGCGCGACCACACACACCGAUCUUGUCCUGCGGGCCCGCGAGCUCGGCAUCCAGACCAACGUCGUCCCCAAUGCCUCGAUCAUGUCCGGCAUCGGAUGCACCGGCCUGCAGCUCUACAACUUCGGCCAGACGGUGAGCAUGGUGUUCUUCACCGAGAAUUGGAAGCCGUCGUCCUUCUACGACAAAGUGCGUGAGAACGUGCAGAUCGGCCUGCACACCCUCGUCCUGCUGGACAUCAAGGUGAAGGAGCAGUCGAUGGAGAACCUGGCGCGCGGCCGGCGCAUCUUCGAGCCGCCGCGCUACAUGACCGUGGCGCAGUGCGCGAGCCAGAUGUUGGAGACCGAGGAGACUCGCCAGGAGGGAGUGUAUGGGCCGGAUAGUCUGGCAGUGGGUGCAGCGCGGGUAGGUGCCCCGGAUCAGAAGCUGGUGGUCGGCACAUUGAAGGAGCUGAGUGAGGUGGAGAUGGGGGCGCCGCUGCACAGUCUGGUGUUGCUGGGUCGCAGGACGCACGAUUUGGAGCGGGACUUUAUUCGGCAGUUUGCGGUUGACGAGGCGACAUUUGAUGCAAGCUACCUGAAGAACUAUGGGGCUUCUUCAUGA